Messenger RNA from Argiope bruennichi, 2055 nucleotides. Its product is annotated as glucose dehydrogenase [FAD, quinone]-like. The transcript has 13 exons. NCBI's taxonomy places the organism in Eukaryota, Metazoa, Arthropoda, Arachnida, Araneae, Araneidae. The coding region runs from base 208 to 2055 and encodes 615 amino acids. Gene Ontology annotation, molecular function: flavin adenine dinucleotide binding; oxidoreductase activity, acting on CH-OH group of donors. The record is from RefSeq and is a predicted model, not a curated record.
AUUUUGAAAACUUCUACAGUUCUCUUAUUGAACUGUUUGGAUAUUUUGUCCCAAAAUGCAGGUAAAUUUGUUUCAUCAUUGGAGCAACAAAUGAAGCAAGCGAAUUAUUCCAAGUGUUGAUCUCAAAGAAUACUGAAGUCCAGUCCAAAGUGCAUUCCACGAGUGGACACAUUUGAAAUUAUCAGUAAAAAGAAGUAAAAAGGGAUCAUGGAGUGUGAUUUGAAAAUAUCUAAUCCAGAAAUACUGGAUACGCUGAAUUUAGGAUGCGAGAGGUCCUACCCUACGCCCUAUUCGAAUUCUCCUCUCCUCCCUUUGCUCAUUCUCACUCUAAUGAGGCAAGGAAUCGCUCCAAGGACAGCGAAGACCUUUAAAAAAGAAUACGACUACAUCGUAGUGGGGGCUGGCGCUGGUGGUUCUGCUGUGGCGGCUCGUCUGUCCGAAGAACCUUGUGUGAAUGUCCUUCUUCUGGAAGCUGGAAAAGCGCCACCUGUUCUCACGGACAUUCCAGCAAUUGCGAGAUCUUUUAUAAAAUCCGAUAUAGAUUGGAAAUACUGUACAGUACCACAGAAAAACACUGGCAGGGCUCUCAUUAAUAGGCAAUCGUACUGGCCCAGUGGGAAAGCUCUUGGUGGAAGUAGUGUCUUCUCUGGAUUAAUUUAUGAAAGGGGCAACCGUAUGGGCUACGAUCACUGGGCAGCUCAGGGGGCAAAAGGUUGGAGUGCGAAUGAUGUACGCCCUUACUUUUUGAAGCUGGAAGACAACUGGGAUCUUGAUAUCCUGGCAAACGGAUUUCAUUCCAUCGGUGGCCCAGUAGCUGUUCAAAGACCAGGCUAUUGCUCAGAGAUAAAACAGCCUCUUUUUGAAGUAGCUCGACUGAUGGGUCUCAGAGUCGGAGAUUCAAACGGAGCACAACAGACAGGUUUCUCCGAUUUUCAAGGUCAUAUGGGAGGUGGACAACGAUGUAAUACUGCUGAGGAUUACCUGGUACCAGUUGAAAAUCGUACCAAUUUGGAUAUUCUGCCCAAUGCCCACGUGACAAAGGUGAUAAUGGAUGGCUGUCAAGCAGUCGGAGUUCAGUUUGAUCACAAAGGAUCUACUUUCAAGGUCAGGGCCAAGUGGGAAGUGAUUCUGUCCGCCGGUUCCACAAACACUCCGCAACUACUAAUGCUUUCUGGUAUAGGGCCGAAGGAACAUCUAGAAAAAUUGAAAAUUCCAGUCGUCGUAGAUUUGCCUGUAGGGAACAAUUUCCACGAUCAUCCUGCCUCUUUCCUACCCUUCCAGCUGGAUCCUGCGAUACUUACAGUUGAGAAAAAACUCACCAAUCUCAGAAAUCUUGAAGAAUAUAUUAGUAAUAGAACAGGUCCUCUCUCUUCAGCAAUGUUCAUAUCAACUUAUGCAUACUUGCCUGGGGAGAGCAGCUCUCCUCUUGAAGAUGAUCCUGCUUUCAGAUUGUUUUUUGCGGAGAUCUCUACAGAUUUCUGGACAAAACAGACGAACAUUAAACCAGAUGUCUAUAAAAAAUUUGCCGCAUGCUACGAUAACAUACCCAAGUACUUUUGUUUUGUCAAUGCUUUAAAGCCUAGAAGUCGAGGAACAAUACGACUCAAAUCCAAAAAUCCAUACGAUGCUCCACUGAUAGACCCAAAUUAUUUCGACGAUCCAAGGGAUAUUGCUGAUGUUGUAGAAGGUCUUAAGGUGUGCCAGAGGAUAGGAACUAGCGAGCCGAUGGCGAGAGUCGGAUCGAAACCUUUCGAGACUCUCCUCCCUGGUUGCGAGCACUGCGCAGGGGAUGAAGAUCGGUAUCUCGAGUGCUUGGCCAGGUCCCUCUUCAUGUCAUUACCACACGGAGUAGGAAGUGCCAAGAUGGGAGAUCCGAAUGACCCUUCUACAGUUGUGGACCCAGAACUGAGGGUGAAAGGUGUGAAAGGACUGAGGGUUGUAGAUGCCUCUAUUAUGCCCACUAUACCAGUGGGGAGCACAUACGUCCCGACAGUUAUGAUUGGCGAGAAAGCAGCGGACAUCAUCAAAGAAACGAUCUACUGCUCCAGUUAUUAA